AUGGACAAAGCAGCAGCCAAACAGAAGUUUGUGGAUACUUUUGGAGAGUUGGUUGAAGAGUUGAAGACCAUCUUGGUCCAAUACAAGAUGCCUCAGGAGGCUAUUGAUUGGUUUGUCAACAGUUUAAACUAUAAUACUCCAGGUGGUAAAUUGAACAGAGGGUUAUCAGUGAUUGAUACUUAUUGUAUUUUGAAGGGUAUUUCCACUAGUGACUUGUCUGAGGAACAAUAUAAGAAAGUUGCUAUUUUAGGAUGGUGUAUUGAAUUAUUGCAAGCAUACUUUUUGGUAGCUGAUGAUAUGAUGGACCAAUCAAAGACCAGAAGAGGUCAACCAUGCUGGUAUUUAGUUGAAGGUGUUGGUAACAUUGCCAUUAACGAUUCGUUCAUGUUAGAAGGUGCCAUUUAUAUGCUUUUGAAGAAACAUUUCCGUGAAGAUUCUUAUUAUGUCGAUUUAUUGGAUUUGUUCCAUGAAGUUACUUUCCAAACCGAAUUGGGCCAGUUGUUGGAUUUGGUUACUGCCGAUGAAGAAGUUGUUGAUUUGGAUAAGUUUUCCUUGCUGAAACAUUCGUUUAUUGUUAUUUUCAAAACUGCUUACUACUCCUUCUACUUACCAGUUGCUCUUGCUAUGUUCAUGGCCGGUAUUACCAAACAGAGCGACUUGAAACAAGCACAAGAUAUUUUGAUUCCCUUGGGUGAGUAUUUUCAAAUCCAAGACGACUACUUGGAUUGCUUUGGUACUCCUGAACAAAUUGGUAAGAUCGGGACUGAUAUCAAGGACAACAAGUGUUCAUGGGUUGUCAACCAAGCUCUUUUGAAGGUUACUCCUGAACAAAGACACUUGUUGGACACCAACUACGGGAAGAAGGAUGACGAGUCUGAAGCCAGGGUCAAGAAGUUGUUCAAUGAUUUGGGAAUCGAAAAGACCUACACUGACUACGAAGAAGAAGUAGUUGGCAAAUUAAGACAGUCGAUUGCCAAUGUCGAUGAGACCAAUGGCUUGAAGAAGGAAGUGUUCAGUGCAUUCUUAGCAAAGGUUUACAAGAGAUCAAAAUAG
Molecule: messenger RNA, 1053 nt
Organism: Lizanozyma spartinae
Lineage: Eukaryota; Fungi; Ascomycota; Pichiomycetes; Serinales; Debaryomycetaceae
Gene: ERG20
Product: bifunctional (2E,6E)-farnesyl diphosphate synthase/dimethylallyltranstransferase
Exons: 1
Coding region: 1-1053 (350 amino acids)
Biological process (GO): trans, trans-farnesyl diphosphate biosynthetic process
Cellular component (GO): cytoplasm
Molecular function (GO): dimethylallyltranstransferase activity; (2E,6E)-farnesyl diphosphate synthase activity
Source: RefSeq, a predicted model, not a curated record